Molecule: messenger RNA, 2907 nt
Organism: Onychostoma macrolepis
Lineage: Eukaryota; Metazoa; Chordata; Actinopteri; Cypriniformes; Cyprinidae
Product: metalloproteinase inhibitor 3-like
Exons: 5
Coding region: 36-626 (196 amino acids)
Biological process (GO): negative regulation of endopeptidase activity; negative regulation of membrane protein ectodomain proteolysis
Cellular component (GO): extracellular matrix
Molecular function (GO): protease binding; metalloendopeptidase inhibitor activity
Source: RefSeq, a predicted model, not a curated record
GUUUAGUCUUGUGCUGUGAGAGAGAGAGAGAGAGCAUGUCUGCUGCUGUGACUCUAGCGCUGCUGUUCUUCUUGUCUGUGGCACUGAAUGAACAGGUGACCGAGGGCUGCAGAUGUGUUCAAAGACACCCGCAACAGCAGUUCUGCUCGUCUGACGUAGUGAUUCGAGCUAAGGUCACUGGAGAGGCAAACAGCACUCGCCCUGGAUUAACUGCUUACAACAUCCAAACUAUCAAGACAUUUAAGCCAUUACACAAGAAGGGAAUUCAGGUCAUCUACACAUCUCAAUCUUCAUGUGGCAUCAAUCUGAAGAACGGCGAGUAUCUGCUGUCAGGACAUGACGACAGCGGCAGGGUUGUUGUUGAUUUAUGUGACCGUGUGGAGCGUUGGGACAGGGUCUCCUCCGUUCAAAAGCAGUACCUCAGCAUGUAUCAGAGAGGCUGUGUCUGUGAGAUCUCGCCCUGUACUGGAGCGUCCUGUUUGAUCAAGAUGCGUCAGAAAAAAUGUCUGAUGAGAGUCAAUGAUUCAUCCAGUCUUGAUGAAGCGGCUCUUCGGUCUAUUUGCCUGCGAGACAGAGACGGCUUCUGCAGUUGGAAAAAAAUUCUUGAUAACUACAAAAGCUCCUAAAAAUGACGUCCUUAAGAACAAGAGCAUAAGCCAUUCGUCAGUGUUCAUUUUUGCCCUUUCAAAAUGUCUACUUCACUAGAAACCACAGAAACUGCAUUACAGAGGCAUUAUAUUGAAACGCAGUGUGUGUGCUGCAUAGAGGGGGCACUACAGAGACAGAUUGAGUCUGUUGAAUGACAACAAAUAACCUAACAUAUUCUUUUGGAAAAACAAAAAAACACCAAAAAAAUUAAAAAAAACAUUAUGAUCAGAACUCAAUUUUAAUUUCUGCUUGUAUUUCUCUUAAUGGCAAAAAUAGCAAACACUUUGCCCAAAUGACCAAAAUAUCCAAAUAGUAUAAGCCUAUUUUUUCCUGAAUAAAUAAUUGCAUUAAUUUAGCAGAAGUUUCAUCCAAAGCAUCACGGCAGAACCAAACCCUUAUGAAAAGCAGUAUACUUUAGCACACUUUAUAAUAAAUAUUUAAAUAUAAGUUAAUGUCAUUAAUUGCAUGUCAUGUAUCAAUACAACACAUUGGGAUUGAUGUGUACUAACUUUAAAUGUAAUAUCAAAUAACACACUACAAUUAAAAUUAUGAACAGAUACUUUGCAUGUCCUGUAUAUCUUUAAAACCUAAUUUUUAAAUGAUUAAAAUUAAAACAUGAUUAUUAAAAAUGUGCUUUAAUGUAAAAACUUGAAAUUUGACAUUUUUACAAAAUGCAUUUUUAGAAGUGUAAUUAAAUGCGUUAGGAAACAUAGCCAUGGAAGUGUCUCUUUUUAAGUACACUUAAGUAGCAUUUAUUCAAUUAAUAUAUUAUCUGCAAUUACAGUUCUAUUUUAAUGUACCUUUAAUAUCUGAAGUACACUACAAGUGCACAGUCACUACUAUUAGGCACACAUGUUUUUCACAAGGGUAUAUGUUAGCAGCAGCUGUGGGGUUUUUUGUCAUCAGGACAUACAUUUUCAUGUUUAUAACAGUAAUCUUGGGCGUAGACUCGUUUAAAAUAAUGUAAUCAUCUGCUUUUAGCCAGGUUUCUGUCAAACAGAGAACAUCUAGGUUAUGAUCAGUGAUCAUCAUAUCAUUUACAAAAAGCGAUUUUGUAGAAAGGAAUCUAAUAUUCAGUAAGCCAAGCUUUAUCGUUUGUUUCUCUGUAUUAUAUAAAUUUUUUAUUUGUUAAACAUCAAUUAAAUUGUUACUCUUAAAUUGGUUUGGCUGUUUUUUUGUAUUUGCUAGUUCAGGGAACAGACACAGUCUCUAUAGUGUGAUAUCUUAUGUUAGAGCAUUAUUUCUUGACUUUUCAUCUGCGUUCGACACAAUUCAAGUUAACACUCUUGUGUCGAAACUAAUGCAGUUAGACGUGAAUCCAUACUUAAUUAAAUGGUACACCUCUUUUCUUACCAAUAGAACCCAAAGAGUUAAAGUGAACAAUAUCUUGUCAACAGAAGUAAAAACAAAUGUUGGUGUACCUCAGGGUUGUGUAAGCUCUGCAAUGUUAUUUACUCUGUAUACAGAUGAUUGUCGAUCAAACAGGACUGACCAAUAUAUUUUAAAGUACUCCGAUGAUACUGUGUUAAUAUCAUUAUUGAAUAACCAAGAGUGUUCAGAACAGCAUCAAUUGGGGGUAUAUAGAUUGGUUGAGUGGUGUGACUUUAAUGAAAUCAGUAUUAACAUCAAAAAAACUGAGGAGAUAGUAUUUGGGCUUGCUUCAGACAUUCACACAACACCUGUUGUCAUACAUGAAGAGAACAUCAAACAAGUUGAAGUAUACAGGUAUCUAGGAGUAUGGAUAGACAACAAAUUAUCAUGGAGAGAUCAUAUAGAUAGUAUCUGCAAAAAAUCAAUGCAAAGAAUCUACUUUCUUCUAAUCUACGGGAUUGAGGUCAUUCGGAGUAAGAAAGCAGAUUCUCCUCUUAUUUUUUAUGUCUGUAAUCAUGAGUGUUUUGCAAUACUGUAACUCAGUUUGGUAUAUGAGUCUAUCUGUUAGUCUAAAAACAAAGCUAAUGAACUUACUAAAAAUGUGCUCCAAAAUAGUGGGUCAGCCACUUCAAAAAGCAUAUGAACUAUCCUAUUAUAAUAAUCUUGUAAGAUUAGCCAGUAAUAUUGUCUCUGAACCUAAUCAUGUGUUGUAUGAUGAUUUGUAUGAUGAAUUUGUGCUGUUGCCAUCUAAUCGACGGUAUAAGGUCCCAAGAUACAGUCGAAUUAAGUUAAAGAAUUCAUUUGUACAUCAAGCUGUAUUAGCGUUGAAUAAUUCAUCUAAAAGGUAAAUCUGUCCCUGAGAUUACAAGGUGUUUUUUUUUUUUUUUU